GUAAGAAUAGUUACAUGUAUAGAGGAAAUUUAGGCUAAUUAGGGGAAAUAACCCCCUCUGGGUUAGUGAUAAGAGAUAAUAGCAGAAUAUUUGAAAAGAAAUGCUACUUUGUAUUCAUAUUAACUAAGCUAGAAUUUUUCCCUACUCCUUCUUCACAGUGUUCCAACCUCCAUCUCUUUUACCCAUGCUACUUUCAUCAUGAGGUACAAGAGUUGUAUUACUGUGAUUCUCAUAAUUUGGGUGGGGGAGGGGGAUCACUUAUCUACUUGGCCCUUUUCUUAGAAUAUGGCAUUUGAAACACUCUUGUCUUCUUGAAACAUUUAGAAAAUUGCAGUAAUGACAUCUUUCCUGCGGUUCCUUUUAUCUCCUUAAUAUAUAUCUGGUAUAUUUAAAAUCUCUUGAUUACCAUUUUCUCUUUGAGUGCUUCAGCCAUGAUGCCCCAGAGUCUAAGUGAACUUGGGUACUGACUAGAGAUUCAGAUUUCAUUUCCUUUGUGUUCAGGCAACUUUAAGCAGAGCUCAUGAAUUUGCAUUCCCCACAGGUCCAAUUUAUUACUGAUCUCUAUUCCUGUAUCCUAGGAGACUGUGUUAGGAAUUUGUACACACCUUUGUCUCAUUUUCCUAAACCUAAAUGUUUGACCUUAACACUAUUAGCUGGUUGUCAAGUUCUGUUCACAGCGUGAUUGGUACAUGGUAGUACUAGCGGUACUCUAGGCCCAAUGUGUUUUGACACAUUAUCUAUGUGAGAGAGAAAUGUUCAGCCACUCCUGGGAAGUCAGACUGAGUCAACUUACCUAUCUAGCAAAGUGGAUGAAGAAUGUAGGAGAAGGCGAGCCACAUAGCAGUCUGAUCUUUUAAUGUACGUUGACCUGCUGGUGUAUAGCCCAAUCAGUGUACUAGAAUUUGAACUAAGUAAGAAUUAAUUUUCUUCCCUUCUGAGAAGGAUCAAGGGUAUCCCAAGAGUAUUGACAUUUUGGCUUGGAUAAUUCUUGUUAUGGAGUUGUUCUAUGCAUAGUAGGAUGUUUAGUGGCAUCCCUGGUCUCUACCCACUAUAUGUCAGUAGGACUCCGUACCUAUGGUUGUGGCAAUCAGAAAUGUUUCCGGACAUUGCCAAAUGUUUCCUGGGGUGCAGAAUAGCCCAUUUGAGAACUAUAGCCCUACAUUUAUGCUUGUAUCCUUGCACUUUUGAUUAUAUGGUGAGGACAAAUUCUUGUAAGAUGGAUUGCUGUUUAUGUACAUUUUAAUUAUUUCGGUAACUCCAGAAGGGCCAUACUGAUUUACAUUCCUAAAACAAUGUGGGAAUUGCAUAUUUCUCUAGACCCUCAUCAGUGCUGGGUUGUGUCAGUCUUUUUAAUCUUAGCCAGUCUGAUGGAUGAGAAAUUAUGUUUCUGUAAUUUUAAUUUAAUUCAAACAAUUAUUAAGUUGAAUAUAUUUUCAUUUUUUAUUGGCCACUUGCCAGUAAAAUUUUUGUGCAUUGUUUGUUUUCACUCUGCCCAUUUUUCUGGGAGUACUAACUUGGUGAUUUGUGGGUUUAUGGGAUUGUUUUUCUAUAGAAAUUUUUCAUUGUUACAUGGUCGGGAUUAUCUGUCUUUAUCUAUGGUUUCUGACUUUUACAGCUAGCUUUUUGCUUAUUGCUUUUCUAAUAGAUUUAAUUUACUGAGAUGUUAUAUAUAAGAUGCUCAGUAGAUUUUUUUAAAAUCAUUUUACUGUGGUAAAAGUAUAUAUAGCAAAACAUUUGCCUAUUCAACAUUUUUUACAUACACCUUUCAGUGACAUUGGUUAUGUUCAUCACAUUAUGCAGCAAUCAGCACUAUUCUUUUCCAAAUUAUUUUACCACCAUUGACAGAAACACAGUGCCCACUAAGAUAAGACUCACUCUUUCUCCCUCCCUUCCACUCCUGGUAACCCCUAAUAAACUUUGGUCUCUAGACAUCUGUCUGUCUCUUGUAAGUGGGAUCAUACAAUAUUUGUCCUUGGGUGACUGAUUUCACUGAGCAUAUGUUUUCAAGAUUCAUCCAUGUUGUAGCAUGCCUCGGGACUUUGUUUCUCUUUAUGGUAAAGUAAUAGUCCGUUGUAUGAACAUACCACAUUUUGUUUAUUCAGUUUUCUGUUGAUGCACAUUUAGGCUGUUUCCAUCUUUUAGCUAUUGUGAACAGUACUGCAGUAAACUUUGGUGUACAAUUAUCUGUUUGUCUGCCUGCUUUCAAUUCUUUGGGGUAUACACCUAGGAUUAGGAUUGUUGAGUCAUAUGGUAAUUCUGUGUUUAACUUUUUGAGGAAAUGCCACACUGUUUUCCACAGUGGCAGUCAUAGAAUUUUAAAUUAAAUUGAAUGUACAAGAACAUUGGUGCUUUUCCAAGGAAAGAGUGUGUGCGCGUGUGCAUGUGGUCAUGUGUGCCCGAGUGUGUAUGCAUCCUCCCCACCAAGAUAAGCAUUUAAGGCUAUAAAAUUCGCUCCCCUCUAAACACUGCCUUCUCUGCAUUCUACAAAUACUUAUAUAUUGUAUUUUAUUAUCAUUUCAUUCAGAUUAUUUUCAGAUUUCCACUGUUAUUUCUUUUUUGCUCCAUAGAUUAUUUAGAAGUGCAUUGUUUACUUUUUAAACAUUUGGGGUUUUUCUAGAUGUCUUAUUAUUAUUACUGAUUUUUAAUUCAGUUUUGUUCAAACCAUGCAUGUAUUUAAUGCUUUUAAAUUUGAUUUAUCAGCAUACGGUAUCUCUUGGUGAACGUACCAUGUAUACUUGAAAAGAAAAUGUAUUCUGCAGUUGUUGGGUGUAGUGUUCUAAACAUGUAGAUUAGGUCAAGGUGGUUGAUAGUAUUGUCUGGGUCUUCUAAACCUCUAUUGAUUUUUUUUUUGUAGGAGGGCUCUGACUCUUCUAUCAAUUGCUGAGAGAGGGGCAUUAAAGUUCCAACCAUAAUGGUGUGAAGUUUUUCAACAUGAGUGGCCUCGGGGAUAGUUCAUCUGACCCUGCUAACCCAGACUCACAUAAGAGAAAAGGAUCGCCAUGUGACACGCUGGCAUCAAGCACUGAAAAGAGGCGCAGGGAGCAAGAAAAUAAAUAUUUAGAAGAGCUAGCUGAGUUACUUUCUGCCAACAUCAGUGACAUUGACAGCUUGAGUGUGAAACCAGACAAAUGCAAGAUUUUGAAAAAGACAGUGGAUCAGAUACAGCUAAUGAAAAGGAUGGAACAAGAGAAAUCAACAACUGAUGAUGAUGUACAGAAAUCAGACAUUUCAUCGAGUAGUCAAGGAGUGAUUGAAAAGGAAUCUUUGGGGCCUCUUCUUUUGGAGGCUUUGGAUGGAUUUUUCUUUGUUGUGAACUGUGAAGGGAGAAUUGUAUUUGUGUCAGAGAAUGUGACCAGCUACUUGGGUUACAAUCAGGAAGAAUUAAUGAAUACCAGCGUCUACAGCAUACUGCAUGUUGGAGAUCAUGCAGAAUUUGUGAAGAAUCUGCUACCAAAAUCUCUAGUAAAUGGAGUUCCUUGGCCUCAGGAGGCAACACGACGAAAUAGCCAUACCUUUAACUGCAGGAUGCUAAUUCACCCUCCAGAUGAGCCAGGCACGGAGAACCAAGAAGCUUGCCAGCGGUAUGAAGUAAUGCAGUGUUUCACUGUGUCCCAGCCAAAAUCAAUCCAAGAGGAUGGAGAAGAUUUCCAGUCAUGUUUGAUUUGCAUUGCGCGGCGAUUACCUCGGCCUCCAGCUAUUACGGGUGUAGAAUCCUUUAUGACCAAGCAAGAUACUACAGGUAAAAUCAUCUCUAUUGAUACUAGUUCCCUGAGAGCUGCUGGCAGGACCGGCUGGGAAGAUUUAGUGAGAAAGUGCAUUUAUGCUUUUUUCCAACCUCAGGGCAGAGAGCCAUCAUAUGCCAGACAACUGUUUCAAGAAGUGAUGACUCGUGGCACUGCCUCCAGCCCAUCCUAUAGAUUCAUAUUGAAUGAUGGAACAAUGCUUAGCGCCCACACCAAGUGUAAACUUUGCUACCCUCAAACUCCAGACAUGCAACCUUUCAUCAUGGGAAUUCAUAUCAUCGACAGGGAACACAGUGGGCUCUCUCCUCAAGAUGAUACUAAUUCUGGAAUGUCAAUUCCCCGAGUAAACCCCUCGGUCAAUCCUAGUAUCUCUCCAGCUCACACUGUGGUCCGUUCAUCCACAUUGCCACCAUCCAGCAGCAACAUGGUAUCCACCAGAGUAAACCGCCAACAGAGCUCAGACCUUCAUAACAGCAGUCAUAGUAAUUCUAGCAACAGUCAAGGGAGUUUUGGAUGCUCACCUGGAAAUCAGAUUGUAGCCAGUGUUGCCUUAAACCAGGGACAGGCCGGUUCUCAGAGCAGUAAUCCCUCUUUAAACCUCAACAAUUCUUCUAUAGAAGGUACAGGAAUAACCCUAGCACAGUUCAUGUCUCCAAGGAGACAGGUUAGUUCUGGAUUGGCAACCAGGCCUAGGAGGCCAAACAAUUCGUUUUCGCCUAAUAUUCCACCAUUGAGCUCCCCCGUUGGCAUGACAAACAGUGCCUGUAAUAAUAGUAACCGAUCUUAUUCAAACAUCCCAGUAACGUCUUUACAGGGUAUGAAUGAAGGACCCAAUAACUCCGUCAGCUUCUCUGCCAGUUCUCCGGUCCUCAGGCAGAUGAGCUCACAGAAUUCACCUAGCAGAUUAAAUAUACAGCCAACAAAAGCUGAGUCCAGAGACAACAAAGAGAUUACAUCCAUUUUAAAUGAAAUGAUUCAGUCUGACAACAGCUCUAGUGAUGGCAAACCUCUGGAUUCAGGGCUUCUGCAUAACAAUGAUAGACUUUCAGAUGGGGACAAUAAAUACUCUCAAACCAGUCACAAACUAGUGCAGCUUUUGACAACAACUGCAGAGCAGCAAUUACGGCAUGCUGAUAUAGACACCAGUUGUAAAGAUGUACUGUCUUGCACGGGCACUUCCAGCUCUGCCUCUGGUAACUCUUCCAGCGGUUCUUGCCCCUCCUCUCAUAGCUCACUGACAGAACGGCACAAAAUUCUGCACCGGCUCUUACAGGAGGGUAGCCCCUCAGAUAUCACCACUUUGUCUGUCGAGCCAGAUAAAAAGGACAAUGCAUCUACGUCUGUGUCAGUGACUGGACAGGUACAAGGGAACUCCAGUGUAAAACUAGAACUGGAUACUUCAAAGAAGAAAGAGUCAAAAGACCAUCAGCUCCUACGCUACCUUUUAGAUAAAGAUGAGAAAGAUUUAAGAUCAACUCCAAACCUGAGCCUGGAUGAUGUGAAGGUGAAAGUGGAAAAGAAAGAACAGAUGGAUCCUUGUAACACAAACCCAACCCCAGUGACCAAACCUGCCCCUGAGGAAGUUAAACUGGAGUCCCAGAGCCAGUUCACAGCUGACCUUGAUCAGUUUGAUCAGUUACUGCCCACGCUGGAGAAGGCAGCACAGCUGCCAGGCUUAUGUGAAACAGACAGGAUGGACAGUGCAGUUACGAGUGUCCCCAUCAAAUCGGAGAUCCUGCCGACUUCACUUCAGUCCACCACUGCCAGACCCACUACCAGACUGAAUAGGUUGCCUGAGCUCGAAUUGGAAGCAAUUGAUAACCAAUUUGGGCAACAAGGAACAGGUGAUCAGAUUCCAUGGGCAAAUAAUGCAGUGGCAGCUGUAAAUCAGAAUAAACCAGAAGACCAGUGUAUUAGUUCACAAUUAGAUGAGCUUCUCUGUCCUCCAACAACAGUAGAAGGAAGAAAUGAUGAGAAGGCUCUUCUUGAACAGCUGGUAUCUUUCCUCAGUGGCAAAGAUGAAACUGAGCUCGCUGAACUAGACAGAGCUCUGGGGAUUGAUAAACUUGUUCAGGGUGGUGGAUUAGAUGUAUUAUCAGAGAGAUUUCCACCACAACAAGCAACACCACCUUUGAUGAUGGAAGAAAGACCCAACCUUUAUUCCCAGCCUUACUCUUCUCCUUCUCCUACUGCCAAUCUCCCUAGCCCUUUCCAAGGCAUGGUCAGGCAAAAACCUUCACUGGGGACUGUACCUGUUCAAGUAACACCUCCCCGAGGCGCCUUUUCACCUGGCAUGGGCAUGCAGCCCAGGCAAACUCUAAACAGACCUCCAGCUGCACCCAACCAGCUCCGACUUCAACUACAACAGCGGUUACAGGGACAACAGCAGCUGAUACACCAGAAUCGACAAGCUAUCUUAAAUCAGUUUGCAGCAGCUGCUCCUGUUGGCAUCAAUAUGAGAUCAGGCAUGCAGCAGCAAAUUGCACCUCAGCCACCCCUAAAUGCCCAAAUGUUGGCACAGCGCCAGCGGGAGUUGUACAGUCAGCAGCACCGGCAGAGGCAGCUAAUACAGCAGCAGCGAGCCAUGCUCAUGAGGCAGCAAAGCUUUGGGAACAACCUCCCUCCCUCAUCUGGACUGCCAGUUCAAAUGGGGAACCCCCGUCUUCCUCAGGGUGCUCCACAGCAAUUCCCCUACCCACCAAAUUAUGGUACAAAUCCAGGAACCCCACCUGCUUCUACUAGCCCAUUUUCACAACUGGCAGCAAAUCCUGAGACAUCCUUGGCCAACCGCAGCAGCAUGGUGAACAGAGGCAUGACAGGAAACAUGGGAGGACAGUUUGGCACUGGAAUCAGUCCUCAGAUGCAGCAGAAUGUCUUCCAGUAUCCAGGAUCAGGAAUGGUUUCCCAAGGAGAGGCCAACUUCGCUCCAUCUCUCAGCCCUGGGAGCUCCAUGGUGCAGAUGCCAAUCCCUCCUCCUCAAAGCUCUCUGCUCCAGCAAACUCCACCCACUUCUGGCUACCAGCCACCAGACAUGAAGGCCUGGCAGCAAGGAGCAAUGGGAAACAGCAAUGUGUUCAGUCAAGCUGUCCAGAACCAGCCCACACCUGCACAGCCAGGAGUGUACAACAAUAUGAGCAUCACCGUGUCCAUGGCAGGUGGAAACACAAAUGUUCAGAACAUGAACCCCAUGAUGGGCCAGAUGCAGAUGAGCUCUUUGCAGAUGCAAGGAAUGAACACCAUUUGCCCUGAGCAGAUGAAUGAUCCAGCACUAAGACACACAGGCCUCUACUGCAACCAGCUCUCAUCCACUGACCUUCUCAAAACAGAAACAGAUGGAACCCAGCAGGUGCAACAGGUUCAGGUGUUUGCUGACGUCCAGUGUACAGUGAAUCUGGUAGGCGGGGACCCUUACCUGAACCAGCCUGGUCCGCUGGGAACUCAAAAACCCACAUCAGGACCACAGACCCCCCAGGCCCAGCAGAAGAGCCUCCUUCAGCAGCUACUGACUGAAUAACCACUUUUAAAGGAAUGUGAAAUUUAAAUAAUAGACAUACAGAGAUAUACAAAUAUAUUAUAUAUUUUUCUGAGAUUUUUGAUAUCUCAAUCUGCAGCCAUUCUUCGGGUCGUAGCAUUUGGAGCAAAAAAUAAAAAUUAAAAAAAAAGAGUUCACUUUUGUUGGGAGAUUGAGAGAUGUUUUUGUUUGCUUCUUUGUAAAGGCCUUGGAUAUUGAAGAAAAUAACAAGGCAGAACAGUUGGACAAUCUAUAUCUUGAGCCAAAAUUGCAUUAUUCUUAUUUUUAUAAUCAGUCAUUGGCUUCUUAUCUGAAUGAAGGCCUUUGGAGGAGAACCAAAAUGACAAGUUCCAAGGCGAAGAUGAAGCUCCACCUCCGUUGGCUCAGCCCCGACCCUGCUGAGGAAGAAGGGCCUGGUGGGGCUUUGCCUGUGCCCUCCAUUCGCCAAAGGCUAUCAUGUUUCUCUAAGUCAACAGCCCUCCCCUAUCCCUACCCCAGGCAGCUUGUGUGUACAAUCAGCUUCUUCUAGCAACUUUAUAUCUGUUGGCUUCAAGAGAAUAUUUUGCCUCCACAUACGUACCCCUUCUCCUUUUUUUAAGAUGGAUUUAAACCACAAUGUCUCCAAGAAAGAGGAAGAAAUGAGUAUAUUCACAGAGGAAUCCAAAAAAUACAGUUUGGGGGAAAUGCAAUAAUUUUUUGAUGAGAUGGGUGAAGGACAAGAAGCGAGUUCUGUCAGUUAUUGUAGAUACAAUGUUCUGAUUAAAUCUGGAAAAAAAGGCAGCCUGUUUUCUGCUUUUAUUGUAUUAACAGCUAAGGUAGCUAAAGUUAUUUAAAAUAAAAUUAAAUUUAUGACCCAAGUAGCUUAUUUUUCCCUUUAAAUCUCACUGUAAAUAUAUUUGAUUUCUUGUAGAAAUUGAUUUCCUUCUGUUUAAUUUUAUGCUUUUAUUAUCAUACUCUUGAUUUUUCUAAAUUUGUGUGUGAAAUAUAACAUUGAUUGAAUUGCAGUUACUUUUGGCUAAUAAUAUUUCAUUAUUUUAAUAACUGUGAUGCCAAGUAUGGGUUUACUUUGGGGUUUAAAUCCAAAUGCCACUGCCAGAAAGAGCUGUCGCAGAUGAGCUAGAGCAUACUGCCCUAGAGUGUCCCUGGGACCAGCUAAUUUGAAAGCAGUGCAAGGAAUUGUCACCAGAAGUGCACAGGCUACUUGUACAGAGAGAAAAUAGUGCUCAAAGGAAAUCUUCGUUUUUUAGAUUGACUUUGGGAGUUUGAGUUUUCAUCAGUGCAAGUAUCAGUUUCUCCGUCCUGCUCUGAGGCUAUUUGGCACCAUAUUUCCCUUUGUGCCUUGUCACUCUGCCACGUCCUGUCUCAUCCUGACCUCUGAGUCAAGGACCCAGUGAACUGACUCUCUAGUUCUAGAAGUUACACUGCAAGGCCAGGAAAGCUUGAGAAAGGCAUUGUGGAAGAAGCAAAGGUAGCACCCCAUCACUCACCUUAAACUGCACCCCUGGGCCCGUGAAUGAUGAUGACAUCUGACAUUCUGCACCAGCUACUUCUGCUUCCAUGGCAGAGAAAAGGCCAUAAGAACUAACCAUGGAAGAGGAGCAUGGACUCAGACUUCAAGGAAGAAGCCAUUUUCCCAGGUCCUCCUUUUCUGCAUCUCACUAUCCUUAGUUACAGAUAACUCCAUUGAACAGCAUCUAUUCAGAAACUAAACUGAAUAAAAAGAUUUGGUGGAAGGGCUCAAAUGGGUAGCGACUAUGAAACAAAUAGGACACUCAGUUAAAAACAUUAUCUCUUUUAGUUUUUCAGAAAAUGCAUCCCUGGUUUCAUUCACUUCCAGCUUGACUGCCCAGCCAUAUUACUCUAGUCCCUACCAGACUGCUAUAGCAGGUCAUUUCCAUUUUGUUUGUGAUAUUUAGAUGUGCAAACUUCAGGAAGUUCACCUUUAACUUCAGCAUUCCAGAUGAAGUUUCCUGACUCAGUGCUUUUGCAAAAGGAACUA
This is a messenger RNA of Trichechus manatus latirostris (Florida manatee), 9253 nucleotides long. RefSeq names its product nuclear receptor coactivator 1 (gene NCOA1). Gene Ontology annotation, molecular function: nuclear receptor binding; protein dimerization activity. Gene Ontology annotation, biological process: cellular response to hormone stimulus; positive regulation of transcription by RNA polymerase II. Gene Ontology annotation, cellular component: nucleus. The record is from RefSeq and is a predicted model, not a curated record. Bases 2932 to 7257 code for a protein of 1441 amino acids. The transcript is spliced from 20 exons. Lineage: Eukaryota; Metazoa; Chordata; Mammalia; Sirenia; Trichechidae.